This is a messenger RNA of Perognathus longimembris pacificus (Pacific pocket mouse), 1062 nucleotides long. It is a transcript of the gene Calb2, whose product is annotated as calbindin 2. The record is from RefSeq and is a predicted model, not a curated record. Gene Ontology annotation, biological process: regulation of presynaptic cytosolic calcium ion concentration; regulation of long-term synaptic potentiation. Gene Ontology annotation, cellular component: nucleus; terminal bouton; dendrite. The transcript is spliced from 11 exons. Gene Ontology annotation, molecular function: calcium ion binding. Lineage: Eukaryota; Metazoa; Chordata; Mammalia; Rodentia; Heteromyidae. The coding region runs from base 67 to 882 and encodes 271 amino acids.
GCCAGAGCCAGAGCUGAGCCCGGUGACAGCGCCCGCUGCCUCAAGUCUCCUCGCGGCUCGCUCGCCAUGGCUGGCCCGCAGCAGCAGCCCCCUUACCUGCACCUGGCCGAGCUGACGGCGUCCCAGUUCCUGGAAAUCUGGAAGCACUUUGAUGCAGACGGAAAUGGGUACAUUGAAGGUAAAGAGCUAGAAAACUUUUUCCAAGAGCUGGAGAAGGCAAGAAAAGGCUCUGGCAUGAUGUCAAAGAGUGACAACUUUGGGGAAAAGAUGAAGGAGUUCAUGCAGAAGUAUGACAAGAACUCGGAUGGGAAAAUCGAGAUGGCAGAGCUGGCACAGAUCCUGCCGACUGAAGAGAACUUCCUGCUGUGCUUCAGGCAGCACGUGGGCUCCAGCGCCGAGUUCAUGGAGGCCUGGCGGAAGUAUGACACAGACCGAAGUGGCUACAUCGAGGCCAAUGAGCUCAAGGGCUUCCUGUCGGACCUGCUGAAGAAAGCCAACCGGCCGUAUGAUGAACCCAAGCUCCAAGAAUACACCCAAACCAUACUCCGGAUGUUUGACUUGAACGGGGAUGGCAAACUGGGCCUCUCAGAGAUGUCCAGACUCUUGCCUGUUCAGGAAAACUUCCUGCUGAAAUUUCAGGGCAUGAAGCUGACCUCAGAGGAGUUCAAUGCCAUCUUCACAUUUUAUGACAAGGAUGGAAGCGGCUACAUCGAUGAGAAUGAGCUGGACGCCCUUCUGAAGGAUUUGUAUGAGAAGAACAAGAAGGAAAUGAACAUCCAGCAGCUCACCAACUACAGAAAGAGCGUCAUGUCCUUGGCCGACGCGGGAAAGCUCUACCGAAAGGACCUGGAGAUUGUGCUCUGCAGUGAGCCCCCCAUGUAAAGAAGGAGACGUGGGAGCUGCUUCUCCCGCCCCUGCCCCCCCAAACCCUGCCCUUGCUCCUUGACACUUCUCCCCAAACCAGAGAUCGUGAGCACCCUUCCCCCCGCCCCAGCAACCUGCACACUUCAGCUUGCAAACAGGGAGGGGAGAUGGAGAGCGGUGAUGGACGGGACUCUCCAG